Messenger RNA from Stegostoma tigrinum, 5559 nucleotides. RefSeq names its product exportin-5. Bases 273 to 3887 code for a protein of 1204 amino acids. The record is from RefSeq and is a predicted model, not a curated record. Gene Ontology annotation, biological process: protein export from nucleus; RNA export from nucleus. Gene Ontology annotation, molecular function: nuclear export signal receptor activity; RNA binding; small GTPase binding. The transcript has 32 exons. Gene Ontology annotation, cellular component: nucleus; RNA nuclear export complex; cytoplasm. NCBI's taxonomy places the organism in Eukaryota, Metazoa, Chordata, Chondrichthyes, Orectolobiformes, Stegostomatidae.
UGGGUCUCGGUGGACCGGAAGACGGCGCCGUGCGGGUCGACAAUAACCCAACGGUUUUCCUCGCUCCUCGUUUUCCCACUGCCACUGCGCAUGCGUGGCCGUGGAGCUGAAGAUCUGUUCCUUGCACGCCGCCGGUCCUUUAGACAAUAAGGGAUUGCGUCAUCGUUCGUUCGUCCGUCCGCUUUUUGUGAAUAGAGAAUAGUCACCGGUGGUCGUCGUUAUCGGCGUACUUUCAGCUCAACCUCAAAGGAGGACGGUGUGAAUACGCAAUCAUGUCGACGGAUCAGAUCACGACGUUGUGUGAGCAGUUGAUGAAGGCGGUAAACGUGAUAAUGGAUGGAGGCUCGAGUUCGCGCUACCGGCUGGAGGCCCUGAAGUUUUGUGAAGAGUUUAAGGAGAAAUGUCCACAUACUGUGCAGUGUGGGCUACGUCUGGCUGAGAAAAAUAACACUGGGAUUGUCCGUCACUUUGGUCUUCAGAUUCUGGAGCAUUCUAUAAAGUUUCGCUGGAAUGGUAUGGUACACCGUGAUAAAGUUCAACUGAAAAAUAGUGUGAUGACUCUUCUAUCCCGCGGUACUCAUAAUAUUAUGGUGGAAGAGGCUUACAUUAAGGAUGCACUUUCCCGAAUUGUAGUUGAAAUGAUCAAGCGUGAAUGGCCACAACAGUGGCCAGACAUGCUAAAUGAAAUGGAUAAACUAACUGCCAUGGGGGAGACACAAACUGAGCUGGUGAUGUUGAUCCUUCUGCGCCUCGUAGAAGAUGUUGUGACUUUCCAGACUAUUCCUGCUCAGCGGCGUAAGGACAUACAGCAUGCAUUAACUCAAAAUAUGAUGCAGCUGUUCAGUUUUCUCUUGGACAUCUUGCAAGAGCAUACACAGAGCUACAAACAGCUGAAAGCAGAUACUACUCAAGAAAAUAAGGCCAAGGCACACUGUCGUGUUGCAGUAGCUACUCUCAAUACCCUGGCUGGAUAUGUGGACUGGGUUGCUUUGCACCAUAUUACAGCUGAUAGCUGCAAGCUACUUGAGGUUCUGUGUAUGUUAUUAACAGAACCUGAAUUGCAGCUUGAAGCAGCAGAAUGUCUCCUUAUUGCCAUCAGCAGAAAGGGUAAACUGGAGGAUCGUAAGCCUCUCUUGGUCCUCUUUAGUGAUGCUGCUAUGCACUGCAUUUUAUCAGCUGCACAAACAGCUCACGGAGCAGGGCUUGUGGAACAACACUACAUGUUUCUAAAGAGGCUUUGUCAAGUUCUUACUGCACUCGGUGGACAGCUGACAGCACUGUGGGGAAGCGAUAAAGAUGUUGGCCAACCUCCUAAUUUCAACAAAUAUUUACAAGCAUUCUUGGCUUUCACCAAUCACCCUAGUCAGUAUUUAAGAUCAUCAACUCAGAUAGCCUGGUGUUCGUUUUUAAGACAUGAGCAUGUCUCAAAGGACCCUGUGUUGCUGGAGGUCAUUCCACAAUUGUUGCAUGCAACAAUGGCUAAUCUUUUGAAGGUUGGAUUUCCUUCCAAGAGUGACAGCCCAAGUUGUGAAUAUUCUCGGGUGGAUUUUGACAAUGAUGAAGACUUCAAUGCAUUUUUCAACUCAUUCCGAGCUCAACAAGGAGAGACCAUUCGACUCUCUUGUCGUCUGUCACCAAUGACUGGAUUCAACAUGGCUUCCGAGGCCCUGCAGUAUCAGCUUACGGCAGUCAUUGAUGUUGGCCCUACAAUGUCUAAGACCGGCAAGGGUUUGUGCUCUAUCUUUUCACCAUCUUUUGUGCAGUGGGAUGCACUGACCUUCUUUAUGGAGAGUGUGAUGAGCCAGCUAUUCAGAACCAUGGAGCCUGAGCAACUUCCGGUGGCAGAUGGAAUUGAGCUGCUAAAAGCUGUUUUAAGCUAUCAAACCCAUGAUCCGCUCAUUCUAUCAUGCAUCCUAACAGCUGUGUCCACACUUUCUCCUUUCCUUCUCCACGAUGCCACUGUCUUACCACAAGUCCUCGAAAAGCUCUUUGCAUCUGCAACUUUCGAAGUGGUCGAGGAGAGCCAGGCUCCAAGAACAAGAGCAGUGAAAAAUGUUCGUAGGCAUGCUUGUUCGUCUAUUCUCAAGAUGUGCAGAGAUCACCCAGAAUUGAUAAUGCCGGUGUUUGAAAUGUUCUAUGCCCAUGUCAAGCGUCUGCAGCAAGACGAACGGCAACUUACACAGUUGGAGAAGUGUGCUUUAAUGGAAUCCCUGGUUCUCCUGAGCAAUCAGUUUAAGGAUUAUGAGCGACAGAAGGCCUUCCUAGAGGAACUCAUGGCCCCUGUUACUAACCUUUGGUUGUCUGAAGAGAUGCAAAGAGUGCUUUCAGAUCCAGCGAUGUUUCUUUCCUACAUUGGUGCCGAUGUCACUCCAGAUGAUCCCAUUAGAGAAGAUCCAGCAGGCAUCAACAGAUCUCGGAUCAGCUUGUGUGUUUACACCAUACUUGGAGUUGUGAAGCGGGCUCGCUGGCCUACUGACCUGGAGGAGGCAAAGGCCGGAGGGUUCGUGGUUGGAUUCACACCCAGCGGGUCUCCGAUCUACCGCAACGCCUGCACUGAGCAUGUCAUCAAACUUCUUGACAACCUGCUCGCCCUGAUAAGGACACAUAAUAACCUUUGGCUGCCAGAGAUGUUGGCACAGCUCAGCCCACACUUUACAAAAGCCCAUGACAUGCUUGAAGUGGAAAAGAAUGCGAUUCUUGGUAUUCCACAGCCUUUGCUCGAUCAUGCUGAUGCUCCAGUGUACAAAUCUGUGUUGGAACGAAUGCAAGGGUUCUUCUGUACUUUGUAUGACAAUUGUUUUCAUAUCCUGGGGAAUGCUGGACCAAGUAUGCUUCAGGACUUUUUUGACAUAACCAAUUUUGCAGAAUCCGUAAUAAACUCAGCUUUUGUGAAUCUGGAGAAUAUUCCUGACUACAGGCUCCGUCCAGUGCUACGUGUAUUCGUGAAACCAUUAGUCCAGUCCUGCCCACCUGAACAUUAUGAAUCUGUGUUGUGCCCAAUUCUUGGACCUUUGUUCUCUUACUUGCUGCAGAGACUAAGUGCCAAGUGGGUUGUCAUCAAUCAGAGGGGCCUGCUGGAAGCUGAAAGUGGCGCUCCUGAGGAGAAUCCUGAAUCCCAAGAAAUGCUGGAUGAGCAACUGACUCGACUUCUCACGCGCGAAUCUAUUGAUCUAAUGACUGUUUGCUGUUGUGUUAAGAAGGGCCCUGAGUCCAUAUCAGGUGACAUGGAUGUAGAUGAUGAAAUGAUGAACACAAGUGAUGGGCCACAUGUUGGAUCUGAAGAACUCACUGACCUCGGAAAAUGUCUGCUUAAGUCUGAGGAUAUCUGUAAGGCACUGUUAGCAACUGCCUACAGUGCAAUCACUUGGAGUGACACCAUUACAUGUCAGCGAGCAACACUCCAACUUUGCUGGCCAUUGAUCAAACAGGUAUUGUCUGCAACCCUGCAUUCUGAUGCAGCCAGUUGGUUCUUUAUGAGCGUGCUGAGAGGACUGCAAAUGCAUGGACAACAUGAAGGAUGCCUUGCAGCACUCGUCAAUCUUGCUUUCAUGAUCUAUGAGGCACUUAGACCACGAUAUCCCGAUUUAAAAACAGUUAUGCAGCAAGUUCCUCAAAUCUCUGGAGAUGCUUUGGACCAGUUUGAUACAAAACUUCUCAACCCAUCAUCUCAUAAAAUGGGUGACAAAAGAAGAAAGGACCUCUUCAAAAAACUAUUGUCUGGUUGCAUUGGGAAGCCACUUGGGCAGAAGUUCAAAAAAGAAGUGCAUAUCAAAAACUUGCCCACCCUUUUCAAGAAACCAAAACCACAGCCCACCACACCAAUAGAAGAAACUAAUGAAGACAAUGUCCUAACCCCACUCUUUGACCCAAGAGCUCAGGACAUGUGAAGAGUGGCAGGCUGUGGUUAGCUUCCACUCGUGCUUAAUAGAAUAAAAUGGACCUUUUAUGUUGUUUUUUUUUUAAAAAUCUUGUAGUGUGUCUUUAGUUGUAAGGUGUUCAACAACAUUAGCAUAGUGGAAAUUAGCAAAUGGCUGCUCACCUUAAAAAGAACACUUCCAUGAAGCCAAGAUAAUAACUAUAACAAAUUGGUAGCCAGAUGUUUCUGCUAAAUACAAUUCCUAGAUAACUGCUGAUGGUGAAAGUUAUACCCCACAAAAUUAUUUCUGCCACAAAUUCUUUUAGCCAACCUGCAUAAUUUUGUAAUGCAUUCUGUGGUAGAAAGAACUGCAAACUGAUUGAUUGUGAUAGAAAGAACUGCAAACUGAUUGUGGUAGAAAGAAGUGCAAACUGAUUGUGGUCGUUCGUUAUGAAAUGCCUUAACCUUUUCAGAAAUUGAAUUAAUAAAUUGAGUUUGCAGCAGUCUGUUUAUCCAUGUUGUAUACUGACAGUUAGUGCUCUCUGUACUAAAAUAAAUCAGAAGGAUCCUUUUGAAGUUUUGUUCAAAUAUUUUGUAUGCCAUUGUUUAAUAUUAAAUUUGACUGUCCAGUUUUGUGUAUGAACGUUUAUCUUCUAAUGCAUGUCAAGACAACCAGACCUACAUAACUGCAUACAUUUUGAUUUUUUUAAAAUCUACAUCAGUCUGCUAAGUCUAGACGGAUAAAAUUUCAGAAGCAGAAAAUAAUGGGAACCAGUAACUUCAUUUUAAAAUUUGUUACAAAAUUUCUCUGCAUUUAGCAUUAGCAACUCACUUGACACUGUUUUAAAUGUAGAUUUUGAAAAUGAACUGGAAAUUAACAUUGAAGUGAUGGUUGUUCCUGUUCCAAGAAUUUUUGUGGAAGAGUCUUUUAUAAUAGUUGUAAGGUGGAUGAACCAUCUACAAUUAAAUGUUUUUCUUCCAUUUUUAUUUUCUCAGCUAAUUUGAUUGGCUCAUUUAUCUUUUGUAUCUUAACAGGUGAAAUGGCAUAUUUGAGUUAUGUGACAUUCACGGUAAUGUUUUUGUUUUGAAAGUACGGUCUUACCCUAACUGAUUUGUAAUUAGUAUAAAGUUACUGAAAUUUUCAGUUAAUCGCCUUUGUACUCCAUUUAUGUAAUGCAUGAUAAAAUGAAGAACCUGUUCUUAACGGAAGUACUGAUAUUACUGAGAGCUGACUUCAUCGUGUAUUAGAAUAGAACUUCUUGUCUGACAUAAAACCAAUUACUGAUAAUCCCAGUUAAGACACUAUUAAAAAUGUUCAUGAAAUGUUAACUUGUAACAUCUUCUUAGUAUAAAGCUGGCCGCCUACAUUUUAAAAGAACUGCCAACUCUUCAAUGACAAUGCACUAGCCACAAGUUCUAAAAUUGAUUCUGUGUAUAUCUACAGGUGGCAUGUUAAGUUGAACAGUUUUCAUUUAUACUUCACUCCUAGUUAUGUUGCAUGUUUCCUUAAUCGUACGUACUUUAACUCUGGUAAAAUUAUUUAAGAGCGAAACUGCAGAAUUAUGCUCAUUUUGUAAAGAUGAGCACAAUGAAAGGAAAUAUGAUUUUAUUUCAAUUUUUUUCUUUCCUCAAAUUUUUUUCUGAGACUUGAGCCAGGAAUGAUAUGAAUUGGAGAAAAAUAUUGUCAUUUGCUUUGAUUUUUA